CCGAGGGAACAGAGCAUGCUUCCUUUCUGUCUUCUCGCACAAGACUGCGUGCACGUGUCACUCUUGUUGUUCACCGUAUCAAGACUGCCGUCAGCAAGAAUUGAAGACAACAUGGCUGCGACAUUGAAGAAACUUGUGGCCGACUGUAACGUCCCAGGGAAUUUUCUCCCAGAUGGCGCCGAGGUGUUCCUCACCCACACCGAGGACAUGCCUGUGUCAGCCGAUGUCUACUGGUCCGCCUUCCGGAACUUCGUGAAACUGCAGCUGCAGUUCGAGGGCCACGAAAACAUCCGCCUUCGGAAAGGUUUUGGCUUGGUGGGCACGGUGGUCUCCUUUUACUACGACCCGACGGACCUGGCCGAGGGGCAGCGGGAGAUGAAGCUGGUAGAGAAUGACGACUCUACAAAGACCUGGAGAGUCGAGGAGACCGAGCCUAACGAUCUGUACAAGAGUUAUGAGAUGACCAUAAAGGUUGAAGGGACCGAUGCAGCCAAGGUGACCAUAUCCGUGCGAUUCGUGUCCGCCAUUAAAGAUCCGGUGAAGCGUCGUGAGGACAUCGCCUACCACAUGGUUCACCUGUUGGGAGCUCGCAUCCGGGACAUCCUGAACUACGUUGUCCGUGAAAAGGUGGGAGGGAAACACCGCUUCGAACUGGAGGUGGAUUGCUCUCGCGAGAAGUUGUGGGGAACCGUGGGGAACUUUGAUGACGUCAGUUGGAUACGCGAAUCCACGCACACCGUCGUCAAGGGAAUCCGUCGGACGAUCUACUUCACCAAGGACCGUUCCCUGGAGGUUCGUCUGGCCUGGGCGGACUCCAGCGACUACCUGUUUGUGUACGAAGGAGACAACAGCCCGGACUUUCUGCACUGCAAGUACUACAGGGGCAGGCUCCAGUUUUUCGCGGUCAGCCCCAAGAAGGUAAAAGUGGUGUACGACUGUACUUUCCUGCCGGCUAAAGACGCGCCAGUGGAGGAGUUCACCAAAUGGUUCGUCCCUGCUAUCGCCAGCAGGAUCGGUUGGCUCAAGGAGGCGUUUGGUGAAGCAAAGCCCAGUGUUAACGUUGAAGGGCCCGCCACUGCUGCGGGACCUCCCGCCUUCAAGAAGGGUGCGUACUCCACCGGUGCCCGUGGGGUCGUCAGGGGGCCUUUGGAGGAUGUGUGGAAGGUCUUCCGGCCUUUUGGACGCGACUGCAUGGAAUACUGGAAGAUCUAUGACAACAUGGAGAUCGAGGAACCCGGAAAUGACGUACAAGGCUGCAUCCGGUGUUUUGUGACCUCCAAGACGAAGAGGAAAAUCAGGGAAAGACUGGAAUGGCGAGACGAUAAGGAGCAUGUUGAGAUCUACAGCCUUUUGUCCAUGGAUCCUCCGCCGCCAGUGGCCAUGACCAAUGUUUACACCACCAUUACGAUGACGGAAGUUGGUGAGAAGGAGACCGAAGUGAAGUUCGAGUGCACCUUUGACGUCAGCGUGUCGUUUGCCGUGUCCCGUAUCCAAGACAACCAGAAGGGAGCCUACAUGGCGUGCAUCAACGGACUCCAGCAGCUCUUCCACUCCGAGGUCGGGACGCUAGAGGUCGUUGUUGGGAGUGCCGCUGAUCUGGCAAGGACUGACGGCUGGUUUGAUGCUGACCCAUACGUUGUGCUCGCUGUGAAUGAUGGGAAACCUGUGACCACCAGGGUUUGUCGCGCUACCCAGAAUCCCAUCUGGGACGACCGUUAUGAACUUCCAGUGACGUCACGCACAAGAAACAUCGUCUUUACCGUCAUGGACCGGGACACAGUCGGACAGGACGACAUCAUGGGUACAGCUAACGUCAACCUGGACGAGCUGACGUCAGGCAAGGAGAAAAAGAUGACUCUGGACGUGCAGGGAGGAGGGACGCUGAACGUCAGGCUGUACCUGAAGAUGCACGACAAGCCCAAGGAGCCGGAGGAGGGAGACAAGGUGGUUAAGCAGCUAACUUUGCCCUUCCUGGCGCCGGUCUUCCAGAGCGAGCUGGACGCCAUCCGGAACGAGUUCACCAACCUCAUCACGUCGUUUUUAGGACAUGGCCAGAAGUACGAGCUGAGCUACAUGACACGUCUCCGGACUCACCCUGACGUGCCUCUGGAGGAGAUGCCUGCCGCAUGUGUCCCCAUGCCGACACAGGAGAUGUUCACUCCCCUCAAGGCCGGACGGCUCAUGCAGCGUCUCAUGGAGUUCAUUGGCUCACAGGCCCAGAUCAUGGUCCGCCUGGCCCAAGUCAAGGGCAUCUGGGAUCCGUGGAAGGCCAACUUCAGCGGCUACCUUCCUGCCAACGAGAAGCUGAUUGAAGAGUGGCAGAAAGACGAGGAGUUCUGCCGCCAGUAUCUCCAGGGCAUCAACCCGAUGCUACUGACAGUGUGUAAAGACCAGAGCCAGAUUCCUGCCGAGAUGCUGGAGCUAAAGGCACAAGGCAAGACCACCCAGCAGCUCAUGGAAGAGAACAGGCUCUUCAUCGUGGACUACGCACCCAUGCUCGGCGUUCCUGCUACUCCAGGCAAAUUCUUCUACGCGCCGAUCGUGCUGAUGUACAAGGAAGAGCUGGCCGGUGGCAAGUCUCGUCUCAAUCUUCUUGGGAUCCAGCUUUCAAGGAAAAAGGGCGAGAAUGAGGUGUUCUCACCAGAAUCUGCUAAAACUCAUCCCAACAAGUACAUGUUCGCCAAGAUGCACGUGGUGUCUGCUGACAACAACGUGCACCAGUUCCUGUACCACCUGGGCUACACUCACCUCGCCAUGGAGCCUAUCGCAGUGUCGCUGCACACCCACCUGCCACCAGACCACCCCAUCCACCGCCUGCUGCUGCCCCACUUCAAGGACACCAUCGGCAUCAACUACCUGGCCCGCCACUCCCUGGUCUCCAGGAUCUUCCCCAUCACCGACCCGAUGUUCGCUACUUCCACCGUGGGAGGGCUCGUCAUGUUCCUCAAGGAGUGGCAAAAGUACAAUUUCAUGGACAUGGCUUUCCCCGAAGAGCUGAAACGCCGUGGUUUUGAUGAGGCCGGCACUGAUGGACUGAAAAGCUACUUCUACCGUGAUGACGGCUUCAAACUGUGGAACGUCUACAAGACGUACGUGACUGGUAUGGUCAACAAGGCGUACACAAGUGACAAGGCUGUUGUGGAUGAUCAAGCCCUUCAGAAGUUCUGCCAGAUGAUUGAAGGUCCCGGACAGCUUCACGGAUUUCCUCGCGAGAUUUCCACCAAGAAGCUGCUCAUCGACUGCCUGACCAACAUCAUCUUCAACGUGAGCGCGCAGCACUCCGCCAUCAACUUCCCGCAGUAUGACUACUACUCCUUCAUACCCAACAGGCCAGCUCAGCUGUCGUCCCCAAUGCCUGACGGACCGAACGACAUGUUGGAGUCCGCUGUACUGGAGGCCCUGCCUCCUCCACAGUUCACCGCUCUUCAGGUCCUCCUGUCCUACAUGCUGUCCAUGCCGUCCCAGACUGCUAUCACCGGGGUGGAGGCUAUGAAGGAUAUUUAUCCGGAAGUUCACGAGGAGUUCAACAAGACGCUCAAGAACCUCUCCAAGGAGAUAAAGGGUCGUAACGACAAGCUGAAGGCGGAAGGGAAGGUCGCCUACACCUACCUGGACCCCGAGAACGUCGCCAUGAGCAUCGAUAUCUAGAGUGAUUCUGCCGGCUGACUACCAUCUCGCACAACCGCUAAGAUAUUGUCAUGAGCAUCGACAUCUAAAGUACAGAAACCUGAAAUGUUGUUCAUGGUAGCAAAAUCCUACGGCACCUAACCAAAUGAUAGCAUGAUGACGUGAGAAAUAUAUCUGAAAAUAGUUAUCAAUUACACAAAUUCUGUGAUGGGCCUUAUUCCGAUUUUUGAGAUUCGCUGUUACAACGUGAGAUUACGUUUAAAGAAAAAUGAUCGGAAAGAACAGCGUUAAUCAAAGUGCAUUAUUUCGAAUGGUGCCACACGUCUAUGGCGUUUAGAGUGUGCCCGACACAAAGAUUGAAAGUAUCCACAUCUAGAGCCAGUAAUGUUAGGACUAGGAUUUUCCAGAGACCUGAUACAGAAAUUAGCUGAUUGAAUUAUAUCAAUUGAGAUUUAUCAUGCAUUGCGGUUCUGAUGUAGAGUGGCUUGCUACCGUCAAAACUUUGUACAAUUAUCCAUCCACCUAUUAUCACUAAAUAGAUAUUUAUAUACAAAUUAAUGUUACAAUAUUAUCUAUAUGUAUACGCUGCACUUGAAAUGUUAUGAUAACUAUUGGACUGAAGUUUCUAGCCUCAUUCUUAAAGUCAAAAAUAAAGACAUUAAGCAAUUAUAGUAUGUGUAGAUAGUCCUUCCGUUUAAAACGUAAAAAAAUGUACUGUUCCAUACUGCAAUGAAAUGAUAUGCACCUUAGAGAAAAUGUAAAAAAAACUGAUUAUGGGGUAAAUAAAUUAAUUUGAAUGAG
Molecule: messenger RNA, 4428 nt
Organism: Branchiostoma floridae (Florida lancelet)
Lineage: Eukaryota; Metazoa; Chordata; Leptocardii; Amphioxiformes; Branchiostomatidae
Exons: 22
Coding region: 16-3648 (1210 amino acids)
Biological process (GO): arachidonate metabolic process; hepoxilin biosynthetic process; lipoxygenase pathway
Molecular function (GO): metal ion binding; oxidoreductase activity, acting on single donors with incorporation of molecular oxygen, incorporation of two atoms of oxygen
Source: RefSeq, a predicted model, not a curated record